Botrytis porri is the source of this 3423-nucleotide messenger RNA. RefSeq lists its product as uncharacterized. The coding region runs from base 299 to 2974 and encodes 891 amino acids. Lineage: Eukaryota; Fungi; Ascomycota; Leotiomycetes; Helotiales; Sclerotiniaceae. The record is from RefSeq and is a predicted model, not a curated record. Gene Ontology annotation, molecular function: zinc ion binding. The transcript is spliced from 3 exons.
CAACUCUUAUAAUACACUCCAUUUUGCAUCUCACCUACUGCCUACCUACAUCUUCCUCUCUCCACUUCUUCUCCAUCUUCCAUCCUCUAUUAUUCCUACAACAUACAACUUACAACAUCAAUCAAAAACACAUCAAUCCACUCUACCUACAACAAUUCCCUUUUCACAAUCGAUCAAAAGAAUAUCCUUUUAUUCUUUGAUCGGUUUCUACAAACAUCGAAUCCUUCGAUUCUUCAAAGAUAUCCUAUUCAAAUAAUCGAUUUUCAUAAUCAAAUAGAUAAAUUUGUUAAUCUCUAUCAUGGCGUCCAUGACAGCCCCAACACCAGAUACUCUGGUUACCCUUAAGGUUAAUAUUGAGGGUAGCAAUCGAAGAUUCAAGCUUCCUCUUCGUGAUCUCGGUGCUAGCACUCUUCCCGAUAAGCUUCGAUUCCUUCUUGCCAUCCCUUCAACAUCCGAGGCUAUCUUUGAGAGAUACUCCGAUAGUGCUGCUGCCUUCAUCGUACUCGAUGCAACCAAUCCUUCAGUUUACAAACAAUUGUAUCGUGCUGCCAAGGCUAAGCUUAAGCUUAGACUCAAGGUCACCAUCAAGGACAAAGAACCCGUCAUGCCAAAGCCAGCUUCCGUCGAGGAUGAAGAGCCAACUUCAGCCAAGCCUGUUGUAACACAACCUGAAUACCCCUCAUUUGCCAGCCCAGUAUCGCACCCAUCAACUACUGAGAUCCCUGACGCCAGACGCAGCGUAGCUUUAAACUCGGAGGCUAUAAGAGAAGCACAACACAAGGACUCAAGUGCCGCAGUGCAAGUGCAAUCCAAAGUACAAGAGCAGAUUGAAGCAAUCAUCUCCCUACAGAAAUCUUUUGAUGAAAUGGCUGUCUCCAAUCAUCGCGCUGAUUACCAAGCAACAAUUGGACACGCAAAGCCACUUCCUUCCUACUUGUUGGACAGAGAUUUUGAUGCUGAGGCUCCAGUAAGCUCAAAGUCACCAGAGCCUGUCGUCGGCUCGUUCUCGGUUUACUGUAAUAGUUGCAAUGCCUCCAUUCCAGACAUCCACUAUCAUUGCAGCACCUGUGAUAAAGGUGAUUUCGACUUGUGCCCAGAGUGCAACGAUGCUGGAGUCACCUGCAACGGUGAUCAUUGGUUGAUUAAACGGAUCGUGAACAAGGGCCAAUACAUUCACAGCACAACCGAAAAGCUCGCCCCUAAACAACUCUCUGGCUAUAGAGAUAACAAGCCGCAAUUCUCCGACUCUAAGACUACCCUCGUUGCUCCCGCUGCCGAAGAGAAGGAACCGGUUCCUACUCGCACUUGCAACAGCUGCAUCUCCGAAUUGUCCGAAGAGAACUUUGUUACUUGCAUCGAUUGUGAAGAUUUCGAUUUGUGCAUUCAAUGUCAUGUAUCAUUGAAGCAUGGUCACAACCCUAAGCACGCUUUCGCUUUUGUGGAUGAGGAUGCUAACUUUGGUGCAAUGGCCUGUGCUCUUCUCGCCGCAGGUCGUAACGCCUCUCACUCUGCUAUCUGUGAUGGAUGUGAUAGAAACAUCUUUGGUGUUCGUCACAAGUGUCUUGAUUGUCCAGAUUGGGAUUACUGCGAUGCAUGCAUUGCGAAUGCUGCCUUCAUUCACCAAGGUCACAGAUUUGUACCCCUCUAUGAACCUGUCAGCCGCUCGGGUGCUCGACAACAAACUAGCAGAGUUCGUCACCAGGGUAUCUUCUGUGAUGGACCUCUUUGCAAACACAAGCACCACAGCGAGGAUGACAAUGGUAACAUUUCUCCCAGUUAUAUCACUGGAGAUCGUUACAAAUGUGCAGUCUGCCACGACACCGAUUUCUGUGCUGUUUGUGAGGCCAGUCCAUCCAACUCUCACAACAAAACUCAUCCUUUGAUCAAGUUCAAGACACCUGUUCGUAAUGUUAGCGUCACAACUCUUGGUGAUCAUCCAAAUGGUAAACCUAUGGCACCAAUGGGUGAUCGUUUUACUCCAACACAUUCAAAGGCAACCGAGACUACUCCAACUCCAUCCACUAAUGCUGCAACACAAGUUCAAACCGUUGCUGAAGUUAAGCCUGUUGAGGAUAAAUCUGUCGCUGAGGUUGAGCCUGUCGCUGAGGUCAAGUCUGUUGCUGAGGUCGAACCAGUUGAGGUUAAGGAAGAAGUUGUCGAGGAGGUCACUGAAGAAGCUCCAGCUCCUGUUGAAGAGGAAUUGGUCGCACACUUUGUUCGUGAUGCAGUUGCUGAUGGUACCAUCAUGACACCAAACUCGGUUUUCGAACAAACCUGGUAUCUCCGCAAUGGUGGUAAGACAUCUUGGCCUGCAGGUUGCAGUGUUAGAUUUGUUGGUGGCGAUAACAUGUGUGCUGUUGAUCCUGAACACCCAGCCAGUGUACAUGAACUCGUCAGUGCUGCUGAGAGCACAACUUGUUAUACUGAGGUCGCUCCUGGUCAAGAAUACGGUUUCACCGUCUUGAUGAGAACUCCAAACCGUGCUGGUAGCUUCAUUUCAUACUGGCGUCUUACCACUCCUACUGGUGAUAAAUUUGGUCACAGACUUUGGUGUGACAUCACUGUCAAUGAGCCAACUCCAGUCAUCAAGCCUGAAGUUGCUGAGACUGAAGCUCCUAAGGUUGAAGCUGCCAAGAUUGAAGCUCCUAAGGUUGUAGCUGAUGAGCAAGAGAUUGCCACCGAAGCUCCAUCCGAGGUUCAAGAAACUCGUGACGAACCUGAAGCUGAGGGUAGUCGAAUGAUUUUCCCAAAGCUUGAAAAGGAAUCUCCAAUUUCAAGCGUUCAUGAAGCUCAACCAUCACCAAAGGUUGUUCCAACUUCCGAAGACAUUUUCAAUGAUGAUUUUGAGGAGUUUAAUCAAAACUUUGAAGAUGAUGAGGGUGAGGAUGGAUUCAUGACUGAUGAGGAAUACGAUAUUCUCGAUGCCAGUGAUGAGGAAUACCUUGCUGAGCAAGAAUCAGAAUCAAAGAAGUAAAUACAUCACCCAGCAAGUUGUAUUAGGGUAAAGAUGAUUACAUAAAUAAAUGGAAAGGACGUGGAUGAAUAUGGCGAAGGGAAUGGGGAUGAAUUAUCACGAAUAAGGCAGGCGGCGUAAGAUUGACACACAAACAAGCUCUGGAUAGCGGAUGGAUUAAGGGAAAUGGAUGGAGCUUUUGGGAUUUUUUACACGUUCAAUAUUUUUGGUGAGGGGGAAAUGGAAUUUAUCUCACUCGCUGCUUUCUUUUCUAUUACGUCUUUUCCUCCGAGGCUUUUCUUUAAUUUUCUUUUACCACUUUUGGUCAUAUGUGAUGAUAUUUUUUGUAAGGGAAAUUUCAAUCACAGGAUUAAAGAUUGGUACUUGUUGUUUAUGGUUUAUAGUACGGUGGUGCUUUUGUUAUUGGGCAGGAAUAAUCUGUUAGGAAAAAUGAUGAUUUUUAAAAUAUU